This is a messenger RNA of Nematostella vectensis (starlet sea anemone), 3286 nucleotides long. RefSeq names its product beta-1,4-N-acetylgalactosaminyltransferase 3. Lineage: Eukaryota; Metazoa; Cnidaria; Anthozoa; Actiniaria; Edwardsiidae. Gene Ontology annotation, molecular function: acetylgalactosaminyltransferase activity. The transcript has 23 exons. The coding region runs from base 73 to 2061 and encodes 662 amino acids. Gene Ontology annotation, cellular component: Golgi cisterna membrane. The record is from RefSeq and is a predicted model, not a curated record.
GCGUGUGUGUGUCUUUUUUACCCUGGUAACUUUUGCGAAACGUGAGUACUGCGUGUACGGGGUAAAGUGGAGAUGGCUGUGCAAGAUUUAAAAAAGCUUUUUUUUCUCUUCGCCCUUGUUGUCGUCAUGUAUUUGGGUUAUUGCUUUCUCAUCUCAGACUACACAAUGAAUAUAAUGAGGAAUUAUCCACGACGUUCGACAGAAUUCCUUAGGAUACGCGAGAUCCUGAGCUUAGAGAAAGCAGAGGAUGAGUGUGUACUAUCGGGACAUCUCACACGCCAACAGGUACGAGGUAAGCUAACCUUGCAUCGCUGGUAUGAAAGCUGCGCGUGCGGGAUCAGCAUCGAUACUGGAAUGCGUGUUUACGCGAGAUUUCCUAGAGAGCCCGAGGUCGAGACAACAAUAAGUAGUACAGAGUUUGUAGAGAAUGUGGAUCGGUACAGCAAUAGGAUAUUCGGUUAUAUCACGCCGAAGACAUCUGGUAGCUACAUAUUCGCCCUCAGCUCAGAUGAUUUCUCUGAGUUUUGGCUGAGCUCUGAUUCUAGCCCCAAAAACGUAAAACUCACGGCACAUGUGGGAAAGAUCGGAGAUCACCAAGGGCCAGCUUCUACAUACAGAGUGUUCACAAGCCAAAGUGGACAGAUCUCUCAGCCAGUCAAUUUAACAGCGGGCUCCGUAUACUACAUGGAGGCUCUUCACCGACAGCACGAAAAACAAGGACACUUCACGCUAGCGUGGUCGAUAUCAGAAAAAAACCGAAGUGAUUUCGCACUUGUUGAUCCUGAAGUCUUAUCGCCUUACUUUGAUGGAAUCGAAGAAAGUGAAGAACUGUCUCGAGUUCGUCGGGAAUGCAUCAUGUCUGAUCACCGACCGCUGGAGUUUCAUAAGGUACCAAGGGUGUCUGCUAGAGAGCUAAAGGAUGAGCGUGACGAUUACUGUUAUAAAGUACCCAAGCUCAAUCAUAGCGACGUGGCAGACAUUUUGCCUUACUGUUACUACAUGGCAUCUUACGUGCCACAGAGAAAAGUUAGCGAUUUCUGGUGUUAUAUCUUUGGACUGGCCAAGCCUACAGACGUCUUCCCAAAUGAUAAGACAGGUCUUCUUGAUAGACCUGGUAAUAAGCUCAUAUCACAGAAGGAAGUGAAUCAAGUAGUAAAUGAGUAUUUGGCGAAACUCUCAUCAAGAAAAAGGGAUGCCUUUAGACUCAAGAAGAUCGUUAACGUAGAGAAAAAGGUGGAUAUCAAAAAAGGUUUCCGCUAUCUUCUAGAGCUGGAGCUGGCUGAACAACAAUCAGGUAGAACCGUCCGCCUGUCCGAAUUCGUGUACAAGUACAAUGAGAAAUACAUUAGCGAAAAUCCCAACACAACCAGAUCGCUCUGCUAUCCCGAGGGAUUCCAGUGGUCCCAAAGUCCCACGGUGUACCUCAUUUUGCCGGUACAAAACUACGGCUUCUGGAUCAAGUACCUCGUUGAUCGGCUUUCCCAUAUCUAUACCCAUACCCCUGAAAAGAACUUUCACCUUGUGAUGGUUGACUUCAACACAACGGAUAUUGACAUCGAUGCGUAUCUACAGAAGUCAGCCUUGAAUAGAAGCUACACUUUGGUGAGGAUGAAGGGCCAUUUCUUUAAGACUCUUGCUAUUAACACUGGUGUUGCAACAGUCAAGGAUAACAAUAGCAUUAUUUUUCUUAUGGACCUACACAUCACGGUGCCAUCGUGUUUCUUUGACACAAUAAGGAAGCACGUGGUUAAAGGGAAGGCAGGGUUCUUCCCGUCAGUGUUACGACUGCACUGCGGAGGCUCAGAUCUCUACCCACGAGGUUUCUGGGAACAUCAGGGUUACGGCUUGUUCGGGUGUUAUAAAGAGGACUGGGAACGAUUUGGAGGAGAAGACGUGGAGAAGUUCCGACACAACUGGGGUGGAGAAGACUGGGAUCUACUAGACAGAGUGUGUGGCGCACAACUGGAACCGGAGCGAAUGGAUUCGCCCAAGCUCUAUCACUUUCCCCAUGUCAGGAGGGGAAGUUUCUAUGUGGGGGAACAGAAAAAGAAGACAAGUUGACAUGAUAAAGAACUAAAAGCGAAUUCUUGGAUUGUUGAUGGGAUUACUCUCUAAGACGGAGAAAGGUGGUCGAACAAGAUACAAGAGUAUUAAUGUUUUCAAAUCCACGAGGAAAUCUACCGAUGAUUCAAAUGAUACGGAUUAUAUUUUAUAGUUUAUUAGUAUUAACAACCAAGAAAACAUGAAAAAGUCAUUAUCACUGCGAUGGUUCGCUUAAACAAGGACCCGCGUUAUAAAAGGCGCGGACCUAGUCCAAGUCGUCAUUUUCGCUAGUCCAUGUCAAGUGCAGAGCUUCGUAAAUAUCGAAAAAGCAGAGUAGUAAAGAUUAACUUUGAUAAUUUCGAAGUUGAAAAUAAUGUUCUGUUACACAAGACAAUAACGGCGAGCUUCUUGUGAGCAGUUUUCUUCGGCAACUUCGACAAAAAUUGUGAUUGAAAAUUUAUUUAAAAUACAGAAAUGACGCUAUUCUUCAGCGCGCGCGUGAAAAUAACGAAACCUGAAAACUUAUUUCCUUCAAACUCGCUCCAUUCUUUAUUUCUUAUUUGUGCAGUCACCAGAUAAGAUUGAAACAUAGUUCUCUAUGCACGAUUUAUGUUUAAGACGUUAUUUCGAACUUGAUUAUAUCUCUUUUGCUUCUUUUUGUGGAGCUCUGCUCUCGACAAAGUCUAGUGGGAAUGACGACUUGGACCAGACGCGCGCGAGGUAAUUUACAUAAGUCAUACCUUUUUAUUAACCCAUUGACACCUCAAACGGCCUGUAAUGGCCUUGGGAACAAUCCACAAUCCCAAAAUUCAUAAAUGCAAAAUAAACAUAAUGAGAUGAGGAUACUCAGGCAUCAGUCUAAGGUAUAAGUUGUCUUGAAGAUAUGCAUCCAACCAAGAUGAUAGCAACUACUCUUCAGGCUCAGGUUUUUUGACAAAUUUCUAAUCGAACAAAGAAAAAAAAACAAAAUCAUCCCUAUCAGCAAAACGCCCAAAAUGCCACACAGGGAUCAGCAAGCACAGCUCAAUACACAAAUAGAUACCUUUAUUCUGAUCCUCCAGGUACAUUUCAGAUGCCUUAAAACACAAUGUCCACUCCUUGAAGGCUUCUGAAACCGAUCCUCCGAUCUUGCUAGACGUGGUCUCCUUAAUUCUUCUCGAAGGUGAAAUUUAUUUUGGGGGUCGGCUGGGUAUUUGUUUUGACGUGAAUGCUAACAUUAAUAAAUACAUACUUGACUGGCUGA